AUAGACAUUUCCUUGGAUCAGCUUUCCUCUUCCAAUAGAAUAUGAUAAUCGUUUAUUUUGAACUGAGCAAACUUUUAAAAGAUGUUUCUAAUAAGCUAAUAGUUAAUUAACUAACGAAGCUAAUUCUCAGUCAAGAACAAAUUUCAUGCCGUUGUAUGACUUCAGAGACAGUUUGAUAGAGUUUUUUGACAAGAUGAAGAAAUGGGAAGAUAUGGCAGACCUACCCUCCCAGUUCAGAGAACGUACCACAAGAUUAGAAAGAAACUUUACAGUUUCUGCUGUAAUUUUUAAGAAGUAUGAACCCAUUUUUCAGGAUAUUUUCAAGUACCCACAAGAUGACCAACCACGACAGCCCAGAGGGAGAAAACAAAGGAGGCAACCUUGCACUGUCUCUGAAGUUUUCCAGUUUUGCUGGGUCCUCUUUGUUUAUGCAAAAGGCAAUUUCCCUAUGAUCAGUGAUGAUUUAGUAAAUUCAUACCAUCUGUUACUGUGUGUCCUUGAUCUAGUUUAUGGGAAUUCUUUGCAGUGCCCAAAUCGUAAGGAGAUUCUGAAUCCAAGUUUUAAGGGGCUGCCUGAAGAUUUUUACAGUAAGGACUUUAAGCUCUUGCCUGAAACCCCUUGCAUCAUUGAGAAACUCUGCUCCUUGCACUAUGGCUUGGUUUUGGAAGCCAAGGGAAUAAAAGAGCAUUUUUGGAAACCCUAUGUGAAAAAACUCUUUGAGAAAAAGAUUUUAAAAGGAAAAGAGGAGAACCUGACAGGUUUUUUGGACCCUGGAAACUUUGCAGAAAGCUUUAAGGCCAUCAACAAGGCCUACGAGGAAUACAUAUUGUCAGUUGGAAAUCUAGACGAGAGGAUCUUUCUUGGGGAAGAUGCGGACGAGGAAAUCGGAACCCUGCGAAGAUGUUUAAGCACAGCUUCAGAGAUGGAAACAGCCGAAAGGGUACAAAUGAAAUAUAAUCUGCAGGAGCACUUUGAACGGACAAAAUCUUUCAGAAUAUCUACACCUCUCACUGGCCGGAAAUACAUCAAGGAUAGCGAUCCUUACUUGAGCCCCAUUUCCAUCGCAACCCACUGCUUGACACGGCUUCACACAAUGUUGGCAGGGCUGAAGAAUGCCCCUAGUGAGAAUCUGGAGCAAAUUCUGAGGGGGUGUUCCAGGGAUCCUUCUCAGUCUAUUGCCAAUAGAGUGAAAGAAAUGUAUGAAAUUUAUUCGCAAAAGGCACCAUCUUCUGGAGAAUCUGGGAAUUUCCCCACAGAUCUUGUGGGUAAACACUUCCGUCUCGCUGAGGUCCUGUAUUAUAAAGUUUUGGAAUCUGUCCUAAAGCAAGAAAAAAAACGACUGGAAGACGCUGACUUAUCUGCCAUCGUGGAGCACGAUGUCUUUCAUAGGUCUCUCAUGGCCUGCUGCCUUGAAAUAAUUAUUUACUCCUACAAGACAGCGGAUGGUUUCCCGUUCAUCACGGAUGUUUUUGAUGUUCCUGCCUUCCACUUUUAUAAGGUAAUCGAGAUCCUGAUCAGAGCAGAGGAUGGCCUCUGCAGGGAGGUGGUGAAGCAUCUCAAUCACAUUGAAGAGCAGAUUUUAGAGAGCCUGGCAUGGAAAACGGAAUCUCCCCUCUGGGAUAAAAUAAAAGAAAAUGAAAAUAAGGUUCCUACCUGCAAAGAGGUGAUGCCACCUCAAUAUUUUGAAAGAUCAAAUGGCAACAGCGUGGCUGGUUCCCCUUUAACUCCGAGGAGAUUAAAUGAAGUCCGUGCGGAAACUGGAACACAGGGGAAGGGCAUUUCAUUCUCCCCGACCACCCUCUACGAACGAUACAGCUCUCCAACCAGCAACCCUACCAGAAGAAGGCUGUUCGUUGAUAGCGACAUCUCCGGGGAGGCCCCUCGGACGCCUGUGAGGGUCGCCCAGCCGCCCAUGAUCAGCACCGUGCCUGUACAGAACGUCUCCUCCGAUACCAUCCCUGUCACUCCGGUGCCUGGGCAGACUUUGGUCACCGUGGCAACCGCCACCGUGACUGCCAAUAACGGACAGACAGUUACCAUACCUGUGCAAGGCAUUGCCAAUGAAAAUGGGGGCAUAACAUUCAUUCCGGUCCAGGUCGUUGGCGGACAGGCUAAUUCCAUCCCACCUCUCAGUGCACAGACUCUGGCUGGCACGCUGAGUUCUCAGCCGAUGACUGGCCCAACCCUUCAGUUGCAAGGCCAGCUCCAGCCGGUGGCCCAUCCUGGAGAACGGCGACAAAAGCAGCAGAUGAUCAGCAGUGGUGGCAACAGAUCCCAAAAAGCUGGCUCACUCUGUCUCUUCUUUAGAAAGGUAUUUUAUUUAGCAAGCGUUCGUCUGCGGGAUCUCUGUAUCAGGCUGGAUAUUUCUGACGAGCUGAGGAAGAAAAUCUGGACCUGUUUUGAAUUUUCACUGGUACAAUGCUCGGAGCUCAUGAUGGACCGACAUCUAGACCAGCUGUUAAUGUGUGCUAUUUAUGUAAUUGCAAAGGUUACCAAAGAAGACACCUCGUUUCAGAAUAUCAUGCGCUGCUAUCGAAUGCAGCCCCAGGCCAAAAGCCAUGUGUACCGCAGUGUAUUGAUUAAAGGCAGAAGACGGAGGAAUUCUGGCACCAACGACACAAACAAUCCGCAGAAUUCCCCAGCGGAGAAAAAUAAGGACCAAACCAGCCGAGAUUCCAGCCCAGUCAUGAGAUCGAGUAGCACCCUGCCUGUCCCGCAGCCUAGUAGCGCUCCUCCGACACCAACGCGGCUGACGGGAGCCAGCAGCGACACUGAGGAAGAGGAGCAUGGAGACCUGAUUCAGUUUUAUAAUAACGUCUACACAGACCGGAUUAAAGACUUCGCCCUGAAGUACUCCUCGGCCAAAGGACAGACUGAUGUUCCUCCCUUGUCUCCAUUUCCGUUUGUGAGAAGUGGCUCUCCACGCCGAAUCCAACUGUCUCAAAACCACCCAAUUUACAUUUCCCCCCACAAAAAUGAGUGCGCAGUCUCUCGGCGUGAGAAAAUAUUCUACUAUUUCAGCAGCAGCCCAUCAAAGAGACUUGAAGAGAUCAACAGCAUGAUCAGAACGGGGGAGACCUCGAAAAAGAGAAGCAUCGUCUUAGAAGAGGGGGCCGAAUCGCCAGCCAAGCGCAUGUGUCCAGAAAACCACACGGCCCUUCUAAGAAGGUUGCAAGAUGUAGCCAACGACCGGGGCUCUCACUGACGUCAAAGACUAACCGAGGAUUGAUUAUUAUUAUUUUUUUUUAAUUGCCAUCUGGGCUGUCUUUUAACAUUUGACCAGUAAUAAUAGAACCUGCGACUUCCACAUCUCCCAAGGCACUUGGGGGGGGGGGCACUCCUGACAUCCAAAGAGGAGUCCUCUACUUACGGAACCACGGACUGCCUUCUGCUCAAAGGCAAUCGGGAAGUUUGAGCAGAAGCAUCACUUCCGCCCUCAUAAAGCACCGGUGGAUCUGGUUUACCUCCUCUUUUUUUUUUUUUUAUAAUUUAUUCGGUAGAAGGGAUUGGUUUUAAUCUCAGAACUGGAAGACGAAGUAUUUUUACAUUAGCCCAUUAACCUUUCUUUUCUUUUUUUUUUAAGCGAUCUGAUCCGGUGUCAUGUUUAGAAUCUGCAGUAUUUUAAUCGCAUUUGGAAAUGUGGCAGUCAGCAGUGAUGGAAUCAGCUCUGUGACUAAUUAUCUGACCCAGUUCAGAACUGCUGUGAACCUUUCUUUUAAAUUAGGAGUGAAGAUUCUGGAAUGUUUGUCAGGCAGUAGUUAAAGCACACUGGAGACAGACCAGAAAUUGAAAUGGAGGGGAUUAGAGGACUUAAACCUUCCCUUCUUCUCUUCUCUUCUUUCUCUUCUCUCCUCCUCUUCUCCUUCUUUGCCCUUUGGGUGAUAUGGGAAUAUUGUGUAUUUAUACCACACUUUUAUUGUAUUUUAGCUGUGCAAUGUUUCAAGUCAGCGCCUAUCAGCAGGUAGCACUUCACUAGUUCUCAGAUGCAAAUUAGUUUUGCAACCUUGACAAU
Molecule: messenger RNA, 4012 nt
Organism: Notechis scutatus (mainland tiger snake)
Lineage: Eukaryota; Metazoa; Chordata; Lepidosauria; Squamata; Elapidae
Source: RefSeq, a predicted model, not a curated record